CUUGCUGCGUUGGCUGCGUGAUGCCGAGGUGCUGUCCUCUGCCGACUACCUGUCCCUGCCGGAGAGGACGCCUUCCAACGCCGUGGCCAUGGCCUGCAGAUGGCGUGCGCGGCUGAGGAGAGCUGCCCUAAAGUUUCUGCAAGUCUGGGUGGAGAGACACUGCAGGGACAUCAGCAAGCCACUCGCACCCGCGAAAGCUGAAGCAAUAAAAUGAAGACUUUUGAACUCUGUGUUGUCCUCAUAACCAAAGAACACUACUGUUGGGAGACCUUUUGACCUCAUCACAUAAGUUGCUCAAAGUUGGAACCAGCCAACAUCUUACAGUAGUGCAACUUCCUCCUUUUGAAAAUACAUACAAACUCUACAAAAUCCACAUCACUUCUAGAGGACUCGACUUCACCGCGGACAUCUGUCUGUGAAGCAGGUCCGGUAAAAACAGUUUCUGCCUCUCCUGACUCACAAAGAUGGCUGCAGCUCUGACUCUCCUUCUCAUUGGUUCUCUGCUGCAAGGUGCUCAGAGUAAAAGGUUUAAGGCAUUUGUGCCGCAGACUAUAGAGGUUCUUAGAGGAUCCUGUGUGACCAUCCCCUGCUCCUUUGAGAUAGAAGAUCAAUAUGAAUCAAACCUAGAUGACACAUGUAGAGCACAAUGGUUCAACGAUGACACUCUUGUGUUUGACAGCAAAUAUCCACAAACACGUUUAAAUAAUGGAGAACUGACAGGAGACUUGACAAAAAAAACCUGCACCACAACCCUGAACAACAUUCAGCCUGCUGGCAGCAAUAGUUAUUUCUUCAGGUUGGAAUGUGACAACAAACUAAAAUAUAGUUUUAAACAAACAAUUACAAUUUCAGUCACAGAUGUUCCUCCCAGACCGACUCUGACUCCGUCAGCUCUGAAGGUGGAGGAGGGAGCCUCAGUGAGUUUGAGGUGCUCUGCUCCAGCUCCAUGUCUGUCUCAUCCUCCAACUGUGACAUGGACCAAAGGCCUGGGGGACAUUGUGGAGACACUGCAGGAGAAUGAGGACAGAACCAAAGUCCUGACCUCUGUUGUGACCUUCACUGCCUCUCACAAGCAUCAUGGAGAGACAAUCUCCUGUGAGGCCUCCUACCACAAACAGGAUGGAAGCGCUGAGUCAGCUGCUACUUUAACAGCUGAUGUUUCAUAUGCAGCACAGAUCCUGCCCUCAUCCGACUGCAUCACAGCUGGAGACCAGCUCAACUGCUCCUGCUGGACUCUGGGAAAUCCUCCUCCCACUGUACGCUGGUAUCUGAACGGGUCACCUGUCAAUCACUCCGAGGAGCUUUCAGUAAGCAGCGAGCGUCUAAAUGACACGACCACGCGGAGCAUCAUCACGGUGAAUAGACAGCAGGAGGCGGGUCUUUCCUCGCUGCUCUGCCGCAGCGUGAACUCUCGGGGAUCUGCUACUCAGCGGUUUUGUGUCGGCAGCUCAGAGCCUCAAACCACCGCGGGAAGUCCAGAGCUCACAGGACCAGGGGCCUUAACUCUGGAGAGAGUCAGCACACCGGUGACACCAGCUCCGCUGUGGCGAGCCAAGGCCUCGCAGGUGAAAAGCUCAUUGAGCUAUCUGUAACAGCGGAGGAGGCUAUCUAUGCCAACACCAACCUGACGCCAAUAUCCCAAAUACUCGUGUAGAACAUCAGCAGGUUGCACGUAGAAGCCCAGAGGAGAAGCCGGAUGAGGACGGCAGCGACGUGCUCUACUCGAGCGUCACUUUCAAGAGCAAGAGCCAGAUAAAGGAGGGGGAGCGCUCCGGGGGCCGGAGUCCGUCUCCUUGCUCCUACCUGGAGGAGGAGAGGCGCAUGGAGGGAGGCGCGGCCAGAGGUCACGUGGUCAACGCGUCGGAAUUGGGGAGUUUGUAUGACAAGAUUGGGAUGAGGAAUGUUGCCACGAAGACGAUCAACACUGAAUAUGCCCAGGUUAAUUUGUAGAGAGUCAAUUAUUAUCCAUCGAAAUGUUUUCUUCCAUGGAUCUUUGGUAAGGAUUAUGAAUCACGUUCGCGUUGUAUCGUCAGUGUUUUGUCCCUUACGUGUUCUCAAGUAUGUCAAAUAUGUUGUUUUACAUACUUGACACCUUCCUUCAUCAAGCCAUUGUAUUGGGUUCUGUUAUUUUUAAACAACAGAACCAUUACAAUGUUUUACAACAGAAAAAACAAUGAAAAAGAGAAAACUGGAUCCCGUCUAACAAUUCAACACUUUCAGCUACCAAAUUAAUCCAAAGUCAAUUUUAGGCAAACUGUAUUUGUGUAAGUUACGUCAACGCACUUUGACCAAAUGCAACAGUACAGUACACGGUACAGUACAGCCUCUAUUACCUUAUUGCUUAAUUAUUGCAGUUUGUAGAUUGUAAACAACAACUAAUCCUUCUAAUCAGUGAGCCUUCAGUAUAAAGCUUAAAUAUGUCAAUGUGUUAUAAUAACUGUGCAUAUUGCUUAAUCAAUAAAGGCUAAUUAUAGGUU
Molecule: messenger RNA, 2477 nt
Organism: Gasterosteus aculeatus aculeatus (three-spined stickleback)
Lineage: Eukaryota; Metazoa; Chordata; Actinopteri; Perciformes; Gasterosteidae
Source: RefSeq, a predicted model, not a curated record